CUUUCUUUUAACUAUUUCUUAGCUUUCUGUGGAUAAGCAGCAAUGGCUUUAUCAGAGGACUUAGAUAUAAAUGAAGAUGGUGUAAAGUUGUCGACAUCUCAAAAGAGAAGGUUACGACGUAAGAAACUUCGGGAUGCUCGUAAUGAACAUUUAAAAAAAAGAUAUAAUACCAUACAAGUUCCACAACCAUCUAAUUUCGUUACCACAUUGUCUGCAAUACCACCAGAACUUCUGGAAGGAGCAUUAUCUAAUGUCAGUCUGAAUGGAAUAGGCAAUGUAAGCAGAGAUCUUGCAUACAUUUGUCAAGUAGAUAGUUUUAUUGCUAAUUUAGAAAGCGAAAUGUCAUCUAACGAUAUGAGUAUGAAAUCUAAAGAAGAAGUAUUAGCUGCAAGAGAAGCAAAGAAAUUGAGUAAACAAAAGGCAAAGAAAAAAGAUGAAAAUCAACAAAAUAUUAAAGUCACUGACAGUAAGCCAGCUAAUGAAAAAGGUAAAGCAGAACCGGAAGGUGCUACAGAUUUGUCUAAAAGCAAGCCUGAAACAAAAUCUGUAAACAAAGAUCAAAAAGUAAGUUCUGAAAAAACAAUAACAAAAAAAUUACCUAAAGGUAAAGAUGAAGUUGACAGAGCUGUUAAAGAAGUAACCAUCAGUUUAGAAAAAACAGAACUUAAAGCAAAAGAUUCUUCAAAAGACAAUGUUAUUACAGAACCUGAGCUAAAUGUUAAGAAAAAUGAAACAGAAAAUGUACAGACAAAAGAACAAAUAAGAGCUGAAAGGGCUGCAAAAAAAGCCGCUAAACAAGCUAAAAAGAAAGGAGGAGAUAAUAUUGAAAAGGAUAUUAAUAAAAAUUCUUUAGUAUCUAAUCAAGUACCUCUAGGUAAUGAAAUAACUAAUGUCGGGGAACUAAAUGCUGAUCAAGAGAACAAUUCAGAUGGUUUAACAGUUGGAGAAGUUGUAAAAACAUUAAAAGACAUUGUAAAUGUUGCUAAAGAAUUUCAAGCUGUUACAGAUAAAGUCAAAGCUAUAGAUUUAACUGGAAACAAGAGCAAAGCGGAGUUAAGAGCUGAAAGAAGAGCAAAGCAGGAGGCACAGAGAGCUGCCAAGCAAGCACAACAGAAGCCAGCAGAAAAGUCAGCUGACUCAGAGGAAAAGGAGGUCAAAAAACAGAAUGUUCCUGCAAAGCUGAAGACUGCUGAAAAGGCUAAAACAAAAACACAAAUGAUGCACAGAGCUAACUGGUUCCAACAUUUGUAUACUGAACAUGAUAAAGAGGCUUUAAAGAAAAUUGCACUCAAUUCCAAUCUACACCCGGCAGUGAUAAAGCUGGGAGUUCAAUUGGCGUCGCAAGUUGUGACAGGCUCCAACGCGAGGUGUAUAGCGCUGUUAAAUGCACUAAAAAAGAUGGUGAGGGACUACACGCUGCCAGCUAAGACGGAGUUCGCACGAGGCCUGGAGUCACACCUGGCAGCCAGCCUGGACUUCCUGUGGGCCAUGCGCCAGCCCUCCGCCUCGCAGACCAACGCUGUCAAACAUUUUCGACGUCAGCUCAUGCAACUGCCCAACAAUUUGGAUGAAUUUCACGCAAAGAAGAGUCUAGAGGAAGAUAUCGACAGAUACAUAAGAGAGCAGAUCGAUAUGGCGGGAGAGGCUAUCAGCAUCGCCGUGCGCAACAAGAUAUCUCACGGAGAUAAUAUUAUGACCUAUGGAUGUUCAUCGUUGAUCGAGCGCAUUCUGUGCGAGGCGUGGGAGAGCGGGGUGCGGUUCCGUGCGGUGGUGGUGGGUGACCGCGUGCGACGUGGCGCGCGCGAGAUGCUGCGCCGCCUCGCCGCCUGCGGCCUGCCCUGCACAUACGCAGACAUCUCCGCUGUCAGCUUCCUCAUGCGGAAUAUAAGCAAGGUGGUGAUGGGUGCUGGGGCGCUGCUGGCGAGCGGGUCGGUGCUGGGUCCGCUGGGCAGCGCGCAGGUUGCGCUGGCGGCGCGCGGCCGCAACGUGCCCGUGCUCGUCGCCUGCGAGACGCACAAGUUCUCUGAACGCGUGCAGACUGACGCCUUCGUAUACAACGAGAUAGGUGAUCCUGAUGACUUGAUCGACAAGACGGAUGAGAACUCACCGCUCAAGGACUGGAGAUCGAAUCCCAAUCUGACGCUGCUGAAUCUGACGUAUGACGUGACUCCGCCGAGCCUCGUCACCGCUGUGGUGACAGAGCUGGCCAUACUGCCCUGCACCAGUGCUCCUGUUGUCUUGAGAAUCAAACCUUCAGAGUACAGCCCGCUUGGUUAGAAACUGUAUUUUGACUGUAGUUACACUUGUAAUGAUUAUGCCAUCUGUUUUUGAAAGAAAAUGAAAGUUCUAGGGUUAUAUAGUCGAACCUGGAUGAGUAAGAAACCUUUAUAAGCAAAUCAUUGUCCCAAACUACGAACUUCAUUAGCGAAAAAAUCUGGUUAAAGAGAGAUUGCUAUAGGCGAGAAAAAUAUAGCUAUCCAUUGGACUCUCCCUUAUCCAGGUUCAACUGUAUUUAUGUUAGCUUUGUUUGUUAUAAAUUGUAUAAAGCUUAUAAAUUGAUUAUAAAAAAAAGGUUGUGUAAAUGACUUUAUAUGUACUUUAACUCUUUGUUUGUAAAAGUAUUGAUGGUUUUUAACCAUUUAUAUUUAUUCUGCUGCAGGAAACUGUCAAAUUAUUUUCAUUAUUGAAUACAUUUUUAGAGCAAUUGGUAAUCUAAUAAUUUAUAAGUUUCAGUGUAAGAUGGUAAUGUUGCGAAAAUUAUUUUUGAAAAAUAUAAAUAGCUUGAACCCGAUUUUUUUCACAAUUUUAAGUUCUUUUGAAAGAAGUAGUUAUCAAUGUAAACAUGUUAAUAACAUUAAAUAAGCCGGACAUACAGAUUUAGAAAAUAAUAUAUAAAUAAUUAUUGUAAACUUAAUAUUGUAAUUCAUAGUUUUUUAAACCACUGCCAUUGUGUAAAUAGCAAACGGUAUCACUUUCCUCUGAAUAUAUUGUGCUCAAAGAAUUUUUUUUUAUUAUUUAAAUAUAAAUUGUCUCAAUCUACUCAGCAUUGCCAACUCUUGAAAUAAAGUUGUUUUGAAUUUUA
Papilio xuthus (Asian swallowtail) is the source of this 3082-nucleotide messenger RNA. It is a transcript of the gene eIF2Bdelta, whose product is annotated as eukaryotic translation initiation factor 2B subunit delta. Lineage: Eukaryota; Metazoa; Arthropoda; Insecta; Lepidoptera; Papilionidae. The transcript has 10 exons. The record is from RefSeq and is a predicted model, not a curated record. The coding region runs from base 43 to 2277 and encodes 744 amino acids.